Messenger RNA from Colletotrichum graminicola M1.001, 1983 nucleotides. RefSeq names its product ferric reductase like transmembrane component. The record is from RefSeq and is a predicted model, not a curated record. Gene Ontology annotation, cellular component: plasma membrane. Gene Ontology annotation, biological process: copper ion import; iron ion transport; intracellular iron ion homeostasis. The coding region runs from base 1 to 1983 and encodes 660 amino acids. NCBI's taxonomy places the organism in Eukaryota, Fungi, Ascomycota, Sordariomycetes, Glomerellales, Glomerellaceae. The transcript has a single exon. Gene Ontology annotation, molecular function: ferric-chelate reductase activity.
AUGGACCUACGCUGGAGCCAGCUGGCAGCUCGUCAUAGUCAAAACAUGAGUGAGGCGGCCUCAUCACGAUCUCACUGGGGCUAUAUGGACGAACCUGUUCCCUGCGCAGGCGACAAGCCCACUUGCGAGUACCUCGAUCUCGUUUACAAUUCCCACGACCAAAGCGUACUAUACGUCGGUAUUUUAUGGGUCUUGAUUGGCGCCAUCUUCCUGGCAUGGGCCGUUGGAAGACAAGCGUUCUCACCCCCGUCGGAUGCCAAUAUCAUCUCUACCGCUCUUCUCGAGGGAGACUCGGACGCCCGAACGACGGACAGGGGCUUCUUCUAUCGCCUGCGCCAUGCAGCGACGUCUUUUACAAACAGAUAUCUACUUCGGGACUGCAUCCGCCCAAUCUUCGGCCAGACCACCCGCCUCCAGGUUCUGAUUUUAGCUGUCCUGGCCGCCUAUCUCCUGGUCUUUUCUUUCGUCGGCAUGAUUUAUCGGACCUGGUUCACGCCGGUGAAAAACAUGCCAGGUGUCUAUCGAACGAGGACUACUCUUGGUCCCUGGUCUGACCGUGUCGGGCUUUUCGCCUACGCCCUUACGCCUUUAUCAGUCCUUUUUGCCUCUAGGGAAUCUGUCUUAUCUCUUCUUACUGGUGUCCCCUAUCAGAAUUUCAACUUUCUUCACCGGUGGGUUGGAUACAUAAUCGUUGCUCAGUCGACCCUUCAUACUAUCGGAUGGCUGAUUAUUGAGCUCCAUCUCUACCAACCUCAACCUCAGGUUUGGUUAGACCUAAUGUCUAACCUCUAUAUACUAUGGGGCUGGGCAGCUAUCUGUCUUCUUUUGGCUCUUUAUAUUCUCAGUUUGCCCCCUGUUAUCCGUCUCACUGGGUACGAAUUUUUCCGAAAGUCGCAUUAUGUACUCGCCAUGGUAUAUAUAGGCGCCUGUAUCGGCCACUGGAAGGAACUAGAGGCUUUCAUGAUCCCCUCCCUUGUUAUUUGGUUCUUGGACCGUAUAGUCCGCGGUAUAAGGACUGCUCUGAUACACUACAACUUCAUAGAAGGCAAUUCGCGGAUGGGCUUCUCUGCUGCCCAGGCUGCUACGACCAUUUUCCCGGACCCCGAGAACGGCGACGUCGUUCGCCUCGACUUCUUCCAUCCACAUGAUCCGUGGGAAAUCGGCCAACACUUCUAUUUGUGCUUCACGGAAAGCAGUAUCUGGCAAUCACAUCCAUUCACCCCGCUUAACAUUCCUGUCUCUGAUAGCGGCCGCACGAAGCACUCGUAUAUCUUUCGCGCCAAGGGUGGAGAGACCAAAAAGAUCAUAGACAUUGCCCGCCGCAAGAUUGACAGCCAUGAGUCUGCUGUUGUCCCCACGACAGAAAAUAACAACGCCGCGCCUACCGUCUCUGUCGUUUUGACCGGCCCUUACGGCGAUCCGAUCCUCCGCAACAUCACCUCCGACGUCAACGUCUUGUGCGUCGCCGGUGGGACCGGCGUAACCUACGUGCUCCCGGCGAUCAUGAGCUUCAAGAAAGGUUUCGUGGGCCGCGCCAAAACAUCUCGGAAGCUCGAGCUCGUGUGGAUUGUUCGGCAUCUGAGGGAUGCUCAGUGGAUCAGAUCGGAACUCGAUGUUUUGGCGGCCGAGGAAGGCCCUGAGGUGGUCGUGCGAAUUCUGGCGACGCGCGACGCAGGUGGCAGUAGUUCCUCGCGCGAACCGUCCGAAUCCGACUCUCCGUCUCACAGCGCGGAGACCACCGCUGAAAAGGAGUGUCAGGCGGUUGCGCAGCCGAUAGGCGGGCAUCCCGACGUGGGCACAAUUGUACGGCAAUUCGUCGACGAGACCAUAUCCGGACGGACGGCCGUUUUUGCUAGUGGGCCGGGCGGCUUGAUGUCCAAAAUUCGCACGGCUGUUGCAGACUGCAACGAGGCGGGCAGGGUGUGGAAUGGACAGGAGAGAUAUGACGUGUCGCUUAUAUACGAUGAACGCAUGGAGCGAUGA